AUGCAUUUCUCUGCCACGGCCCUCAUUGCCCUCUCCUCCCUCGGCCUGACUUCGGCUGCUCCCUUUGCGGGGCCCGAGGAGGACCUGUAUGGUCGCUCAACCAGCUACGAGAUUGUCAACGUUGGCGGCGAGUCCAGCUCUGCUGCUCCUGAAUUGGAUACUGUGACUGAGACUGUCAAGUCUGUUGUGACGACUCCCGGCGCUGUACCCGUGCCCGUCACCGUCACCGUCACUGCCACUCCAUCCAGCAUCCCCUUCUCAUCUGCCGCUCCUAGCUCCACUCCUCACGGUUUCGCUCCUGGUGGCUCGUCCUUCUUCCCUCCCGGCUCGGGCUUCCUCCGCCGCGGUCUGAACGCCGCUGGUGAUCCCUACUACAUCGCCCGCAGCUACAGUUCCUCUAGCUCGGCGGCCGCUUCUAGCACUUGGAGCCCUGUGCCAACUCCUCCUCUCGCUGCCCGCGGCGACCACGGCUGGUACACCGUCACUGUUUCCUCUACUCCUUCGUCCUCGAGCGCGAGCAUGUCCACCCCUCUCGUCGCUCGUCAGUUCGGCGGCUGGAACCCGAGUGUUCCUGCCUUCUCGUCGGCCACCCCCUCUAGCAUGAGCGUGCCCGUCUCCGCUACCCCCCUCGUUGCGCGCGAGUGGCCCGUCUCCUCGUCCAGCGUGUCCGUUGUGCCCAGCAUGUCCUGGGUCAAGCGUCAGGCUGCCCCUUCCUCUAGCACUCCCCUUGUUGCUCGCGAGUGGCCUGCUCCUACCUCCUCCAGUGCUGCCUGGAGCUUCACUCCCACUCCCACUCCCACUGUCUUGGCUCGCCGCGCCAUUCGUGAGCAGGCUUGGUCCAGCGCCUCCUCGGCCCCUAGUUCCAGCUACUCCCUCUCGUCUUCGGCCACCCCCUGCUUUACUAAAGUAGUGAAGACCUGCAACAUCAAGAACAAAUUUCCAUCAAAUGAUGAGAUCUUCGACCAAUGA
This is a messenger RNA of Penicillium atrosanguineum, 969 nucleotides long. RefSeq lists its product as uncharacterized. The transcript has a single exon. The record is from RefSeq and is a predicted model, not a curated record. Bases 1 to 969 code for a protein of 322 amino acids. Lineage: Eukaryota; Fungi; Ascomycota; Eurotiomycetes; Eurotiales; Aspergillaceae.